AUGCCCUUGCGGGACCUCAAGUCCCCAGAUUGGACAGGGGUACAAGAAUGUGAAACCCGCCAUCGAGUGCGUGCUCUGCCUCCUACCCUUACUUUGUCUUCGCACAAGACUUUCAGAAUCAAACAAUUCCUGGCCAAGAAGCAAAAGCAGAAUGACCCCCCUCCUCAGUGGAUUCAGAUGAAGACAGGUUUUAAAAUCAGGUACAAUCCCAAGAGGAGACACUGGAGGAGGACCCAGCUAGAACUGUAA
Molecule: messenger RNA, 249 nt
Organism: Octodon degus (degu)
Lineage: Eukaryota; Metazoa; Chordata; Mammalia; Rodentia; Octodontidae
Product: 60S ribosomal protein L39-like
Exons: 2
Coding region: 1-249 (82 amino acids)
Biological process (GO): translation
Cellular component (GO): cytosolic large ribosomal subunit; ribosome
Molecular function (GO): structural constituent of ribosome
Source: RefSeq, a predicted model, not a curated record